AUGUGUCUAAGUAGCAUGAAUUUCUGGGACCACAGAGCGUCAUAUCAGCAAACUCAAGCCGAAAUCAGCAUACCUCCUUCAGAAUCGAUGAAUGAUAGCCCCACCACAAGUACAAAUCAACUGCCCUGGCAGAUACCCGGUUUUAAGGACGCCGCGUACAUUCAGGCGGCUGCAGCUGCACCUUUUGUGUAUCCCCACCCUCGGCACACGGGCUCCCCAGACGAGGUUCUGGGCUGCGGGGCAGGCAACCAGGGCCACUCGCAGACGAGGUACGGCAGCCCGGUUGGGGAGUCGGGGGGCUUUUGUGGUGGGACAGGGGGUUUUGAGACGACGUGGCAUCCAGAUUAUCAGACAAAAUGCGAACCCCCGGACUACGCGACAGUGGCGGCGACCAUGGCCGCUGCUGCGGUGUGCAGGCAGGCGCAGUACUUUGAGGAUUUUUGCACCAGAAAAAGGUCUGGGAAAGCAAGGGCCCAUGGGAAUGUGAAUCAGUUGGGCGGGAGCUUCGUCAAUGGACGGCCGCUACCAGAUGAAAUUCGUCAACAAAUAGUUGAGAUGGCUCAGUCCAACGUACGUCCUUGCGACAUAAGUCGACGACUCCGAGUUUCACAUGGAUGUGUCAGCAAGAUUCUCUGCAGGUACAACGAGACGGGAAGCAUCAGACCUGGUGUCAUUGGGGGAUCCAAGCCGAAGGUGGCGACGCCGCAAGUCGUGGAGGCCAUUCACCGAUACAAAGCCGAGACCCCCACUAUGUUCGCCUGGGAGAUUCGAGAUAGGCUGGAGAAAGAUGGCAUUUGCACCCAGGAUACCCUACCUUCUGUAUCUUCAAUCAACAGAAUCGUCAGAAACAAGGACACACGUUAUCCUGUUAGCGACCAAAGUGGCGAAAGCAGCUCCUCUAGCCGUGGAAACACUCAGCGUCCCCCACUGCUUGGUCCCUCACCAUCCCAACCCCAGCAGACCCCAUUAACUCUGGUCUCAUCCUUAAAGAACGAACUGAAAACGGACCAGCCAUUGUCACUCUCGCCUCCCUAUGCCAAGUACACUGACUGUCUUCACCUUAUCCACGGGCCUCCACCCGCAUCUUCGGAAACGAUUGUAGAUGUCCAGGAGCAGAAGUCUAUGUUUGGUUCCUAUCCACCAUCAUCAAUGGAGCUUCCUACAUUUCGUCGACAAGAUGAUGCAUGGUAUCCUGACUACAUACCCUCUGCUCUGGUGGAAGAUGUUGGUGGACAGCCCCACGACAUGAAUGCUCUACAUUCUGUGCUGCAUCCCCGUGAUCUUCUCCUCCAACAGGCGCUAAUGCACAUCCCACCACACUUAGCACCUGUCCCUCCGGGAACCUUCAGUAUCACGGAAUUGAUUAGGCAAAACCACCAACACCAGCACUCGUUUCCAAGGGCAGUUUCUUCAGGAGAUUUGGAGGAGCAACAACGGCUGAGUUGUUCUGGUUACAAUCGCAGUGAUGGAGGAAAUGAGGAAAUCUAUAGAUUUGGUCAGACUAAUUUCCGGUGCUGGCGUGUCCCCUGCACCCAGGCUGGGUUGGUGGUGGCGGCGGCGGGGACGGUGGGACGUCAAGAGGGCGCGUACAAAGACAUUCUCACUGGGGAGAAAGUGCUGACGUGUGCGAGUGCGCACCACAGCCUGCGCCAGCUGGCAGCUCGGCCUGAUGAUCAAAGGACAGAGGGCGAGGGAGAACCGGUGAUUAGCUAUUCCGCAACCCUCAUGAAACCAUCGCGACUGGAUCCAAAACAACACACACUCCUCAAGAAAGCGCAUUCGAAGCCAGAUUCUGAGAGCGACAAUAGCGGUAUCCUGCGCUUCUGCCCGAAUAUAGCAGAAGUCCUGAAUAACAAUAUCACUGCGACCAAACGUGAUACCGACAUCUACUCGGGCCCCAUCACAAUGCCCGUGUGUUCCCUCGACAUCCGUCAUCCUCAACCACAGCCAUCCUCGUGCCGAUAUGUUGUGCCACCAGAGACACCGUCUAAGGACGCUUGUGACUACGGGAACUACACCGAGAACGGAUACGGCCAUGCUCAAGCACCAACGCACAUCCUUUCGCAAGACGAAUCUGAAUCGUUCAUGGAAAUUUAA
Mesocestoides corti is the source of this 2097-nucleotide messenger RNA. The record is from the annotation of a GenBank genome assembly. NCBI's taxonomy places the organism in Eukaryota, Metazoa, Platyhelminthes, Cestoda, Cyclophyllidea, Mesocestoididae.